Molecule: messenger RNA, 3546 nt
Organism: Rhopilema esculentum
Lineage: Eukaryota; Metazoa; Cnidaria; Scyphozoa; Rhizostomeae; Rhizostomatidae
Product: afadin- and alpha-actinin-binding protein A
Biological process (GO): intraciliary transport involved in cilium assembly
Cellular component (GO): ciliary basal body; centriolar satellite
Source: RefSeq, a predicted model, not a curated record
GCGCACUGGCGCACAAGUUUGCUUUUGUAAACGAAGAAAUCGAGGGAAACGAAUUAGCGCGUCUACCAUAAUCGCAGUUGGCCAUUCUGUGCUAUUGCCUGGUGACAGGAAGACCAGAAACUGCACGAUAAAUAUGAAUGAAUUCAAUAACAACGAUUUAGUCACUGAUUGGGACUUGACAGCGUUUACUUCAAGCCAACAAGUAUAUCAUGCUAGGCCAAGUUUGUUUACUGGAGAUAAGGAGGAUGUGCAUGCACUAAAUGGCAUGGAUAUUUUUAACACUCCGCCGCAUCUUGGAGAGCAGGAUGAGAAGUUUUGUACAAGAAACAACGUUGAUAGCAGGCUACGGUUUUUGAAUCAGGAAUUCAUGGCGCUUGGCUUUCAAACUCUCUUUCCCAAGGGUGUUAUUGCAGGCAGAGAAACAGAUGCACGUUUUGAUCUGUCUCGGCUUAUCAAUGUGGCAUACGAUCUUCUAAAGGCUCAAAAACAGCAGAUGAAAGCUAGGGAUGACCUCGAGGCUAAGCAUGUCCGCUCUGAGGUAGACAACGAUGCUUUGUUGCAGUCACAAAGCCGAUUAAAGGAGGAACUUGAGGCUGCUAAACGUGAGAUAUGUGUAAGCCAAAUGAGAGAAAAGAGGCUUACAGAGCAGUUUAAGCUGUUGCAACAGGAGAGAAAGUUGGAGCGCGAAGAGAUGAAAAAGAUGCGAAGUGACAUGCAACAUAAACACAAACAGUUUAUUCACGAAUCAAAGCGCAGGGAAAAAGAAAUGCAUAAACUUAAGGAAAGGCUUCAUCAGCUAUUAACUGAUAAAACAUUGGAGAAAAGAAUGGGGAUGGAAGUAUUGAAUUCAAUACAGAGAGCUGAUGGCAAAAGAAAACUAUGGAAAACAGGUGGAAAAGAUGAAGAAAAAAUGUAUCAACGUAUUAUCUCAAAUUAUGAAGAAAAACACCAGGAACUCACCCUGGAAAUCACCCUACUACGGGAGUACUUAGCAGAUAUUCAAAAAGAACUGUCUUCGUUAGUAGCACAGAAAACAGUCGAUUGCAAGAACGGAAAUGAAGAAUACACUGAUGAAAAACCAUUGCUGGAUGAUGGCCAUUUCCAAAUGCCGUUCCACGUUGUAGGAGAGGAUGUAAAAAGCCAUUUUAGAGUGGCAUGGCAACAACUAAAAGAAAAACUGGAACAAAAUUCAUCAAAAGGCUCUUCGCCAAUAGACAAUGAUAGCCAGGUAGAAUCUGAAGCAUCGUCUCAGCAGAUUGCUUCAAUGAAAGAACAAAUCGACGAUUACAGAUCAAUCAUUUCCAAGCAAGAGCAACUAUUAAAGUCAUUACAAGAUGACACCAUGAUGGAGCGAAUAGAGACAUAUUUAAGGGGCGAUGAUACUAUCAAAGAACGAGAGCAGAAAUUAAGGAAGGAACGGGAAAAACUGUUGAAUGAAAGAAAAGUAGCCACGGAACUAGCCUUGAAUCUAGCUCAAGACAGAGAAGGGUUUGAAAAGGAGAAAAUGGAGUUUUACAAGCAUUGUAUUUCAACGCCGGUUAUAAGAAAUGAAGCAAGAGACACCAAGAAAGGAAUUCAGCAAUCACAGAAUCGAACAAAAUUCCAAAGUGCUGACCCUGUAUUCAGCCCUUCACCAAAGUUCACCAGUAUUAAAUCAAAAAGUGCGGAUCAACAGAAAACGCCAUCGACUGCAGAGUUAUACCGAUAUAUGUCGCUGGCCAUAUACGAAGACGUUAAUGGCGAUCAUGAUGGCUCAUAUCUGGAAGAAGAGAGCGAAAAAGCUCCAGUUGUAAGGACCGAGAGCAAUGCUUCAAACACGGGCAAAAGCAGUGGUAACCGCAGUGGCAUCAGAAAAGAGCGUGUUGCAGAACAUGCCGAGAACGUCAGGCGCGUUUUAGAAAAGAUGCCAAGAAGGAGUUUUGAAGAAGUGACUGCUGUGUAUUAAUGUUUUUUGUCAAAUGAAAAUUGUUCUUUCGCUUUACGAGUUCCAACACCAUGUCGGAAGUGGGAACUAACUUGGUGAAACUGAUAAAAAUUCCUUUUUUCAUUUUUUGCAAAGUUCCAACAAGAUGAUAUAACUGAUCCUAGUGUUUUGCGCCUAAGAGGUUUCACCUAUAAUGGAAAUACUGCAUGCUAAUUGGGAGAGAAAAUUUAACUAAUUCAUAAAAUCAACAAAAUUUGUGAGCGGUUGUGAGCUUUGAGUGUUUAAUAUUACUCGAUAGAGCCAUUGCAUCGGAUAGACACUUUCUUAGAGACUGUAGAGAUUAUCUUCCCCAUAUCCUCUCCUCUCCAUAUACAUGCGGGUGACUCUAAAUUUCCUUUUAUGUGGCUCUAAAUUUCGUUUUUUGUGGCUUGUGCAAUAUAUAAGCUGCUGGGAGUCCUAGAUUCAAGUUUUCAUAGAAUCCAUUACUAAGGUUGCUGAGCAACUUGAGCAAUUAAGAUAUUGUUACUUAAAACUGGGAGUUGUAGAAAUAUGUACACGUUUUUAGGGUUAAACGAGGGGGAAGUCCUGUGUUAUUUUCUGGGUUGUGAUGUGACUUCAUAUCAAACAGUAAAUCCCUGCUAAGAAGAACCUGCUUUUUCAAGAGUUUGCUCUUAGCAUGCGACUAGCUCCUAAUAUUUCGAUCACAUCGCUGAACAAUGUGACCUGAUUGAAACAAGAGGGGCUACAUACAGGCUAGAUGCUCCUAGAUCUUGUUGCAGGUUGCACAUGAGGAUCCCAGGUUCAAAGGUUAUUGCAUUAGGGUCUUUAGGGUCUACAGUGAUGAUAACUUCGUUGAUGAUGCCUUGCAUGUAGGCCUCCUCAUAGAAAUAAAUGGUUCAGGGACAAUACCAUUUAGAAUAAAAAUCUGAAAAUUUGUCAGGUUGAAAAAGGGCCCUUAGCCGGGUUUCAUAUUAUCGGGAUUCCACUGUAGAUUAGUCCUAUAAUUAUUUCAAAAUUUUCUAUUUAGUUCGCAAUCCUGACAAGGUGUUAAGCCUUUUUUGAAGUGGCACUAAGUAAUUGUACCAAGGAAAUAUUUACAUUUAAACCCAUCUCGAAACGAACAAAACAAAUCAUUGAUAGAGAAUUUCGCUCUCAGAAUAAAAAAAGGCGUGUGACAUUUUGCACUCCUCGAAAGCUGUAGGCGUGUGCCAGGGCGUGCGCAUGCGAUCGCACGCCUUUCCGACGAAAGCCUGAGGGGAUUUAACACAAAGGUGCUUAAUCAGAGAAAGACUGUCUGUAUGUUUGUCAGGUGUUGUUUGCAGGGAUUUACUGUAUUUUGUUAAUGGUUGAAAGUGUUUAUUCUUCGUUUAACAUAAGAUAAGAUGUUAAACACGAGAACAGUUUAUUCUGCUAAUAGUUUCGAGAAGUAGUAUGAAUUUUUGAUAGCAAAUCGAUAGUUGUAUUAGAAUGUUUAGUCCAGUAGGUGUAAAUUGUUUCAGAUGAAAAUUGGUUCUAGCAAAGCUUGUAAUAAUUUUCCUUGUGAUAUCGUGCAGCAUAAUUCGUUUUGUUGAAAGCGUGACCAUUUUGUAGAUUUUGCAAUGAGAUGUCUGAGGAGUAACAAA